Messenger RNA from Protomyces lactucae-debilis, 1299 nucleotides. RefSeq lists its product as uncharacterized. The record is from RefSeq and is a predicted model, not a curated record. Lineage: Eukaryota; Fungi; Ascomycota; Taphrinomycetes; Taphrinales; Protomycetaceae. Gene Ontology annotation, molecular function: L-ascorbic acid binding; iron ion binding; procollagen-proline 4-dioxygenase activity. Gene Ontology annotation, biological process: peptidyl-proline hydroxylation to 4-hydroxy-L-proline. Bases 1 to 1299 code for a protein of 432 amino acids. The transcript has a single exon. Gene Ontology annotation, cellular component: endoplasmic reticulum.
AUGCCCAGUAUUCAACCAGCAAAGCGGCGCAAGGUGAGCGACGAAGCCUUGGAUCUCUCCGUCGACGAAAUCGAUGUCACGGCAGAAACGCUUGUCGCCAUUGCGCAAUCUACCGCGCUACAGCGUUCAAAACAGGUCAAGCCCAUCAAGGCUGCCAUACACAGCUAUCUGCGUGCUACAGGAGCAGGCGCAUCAAGCUCACUCACGCAACGUAUCUCUGAAGCACUUGCAGAUGCGAGGUGGGUCGAUGCGCGCUGUCUCUUGGCAGAGUUCAAGAUUCGGGGUGAAAAGGCGAAGCUAGGUACAUUGCAGCGCUGGGUACGUGAUGUAGACGCGGCUGAUGCUGGCGCUGGUGUGGAUCAGCAGGUUUUCAUGACCCUCGAUGCAAUACUCAGAGCGACUGCUGGGGCAGAGGACAAUGAUCCGCUUCAUCAAUGUCCAAAUGUCUCCUUCCAGCCGGUCUCGGGACUUGACGUGCGACAGUCUGUGUUAGACGGCACCAUCUUCGAAGGCCGGCAGGAAGAGCUUGCAAAGAACUUUGCAGUCGUCGAGGUGACGCCUGCACUUGAGCGAAAGCCGCCAAAUCAGUAUGACGCAGUCAUCUACACUUCACUGAAGCCGCUUGUCAGUGGACUGCAUGCGAAAACUGUCAGGCACAAUGUGGAUUCGGUACCUGGCGCUUUCGUCUUACAAAACCUCCUGACGCACGACGAAUGCCGUGCGAUCGUUCGCGGUGGCGAGUCCGUCGGCUUCUCACCUGAUCUGGCCAUUGCUGGCAGUGCGACACAGCAGGUCAGUAUCUUGGCGCACAAUUUCUACUAUUUUGCCGAUCAAAAUACAUUGGAAGCAAUCUACCAGCGCGCUCUACCUUUUCUACCGGCCGUCCUCGAGGGCUGCCAGGUGCGCGGACUCAAUGCGCGUUUCCGUGUGUAUCGCUAUGUCCCUGGCGCUGUCUAUCGUCCCCAUAUCGAUGGUGCUUGGGCACGUUCGGGGUUGGACUUGACAAAGCCUGAAGGCGAGCAAUAUUUGUUGAAUGACACGCGUGACGGUGCACAGCUUUCGAGGCUGACCUUUCUCAUUUACCUUAAUGAUGACUUUGAAGAAGGCUACACCACCUUUUUCGUGCCUGGUCACAAGCUCAAUUGCGUUCGUGUUGAGCCACGGAUGGGUAGCGUCUUGGUCUUCCCUCACGGUGAAAGUCUGAAUGCACUGCUGCAUGAAGGAAGUGGCGUGCAGAAGGGUGCCAAGUAUGUCAUUCGAACAGAUGUCCUCUACGAUCUUGGCAAUUCAAAAAAGUAG